CUCCUGAAUGCAGCAUGACUCCGACUGCAAGUGAACACGUGGUUGGACGCGGAAGUAGAACUUGACCUCAGAGGCAUGAUACAGUGUAUCAGUGUAGUUUUCCAUCAUAUAUAUAUAUAUAUUUAAUGUUUGAGUAGUACAUGCAGUAUUUGCAGUGAUGGAUCCGAACCUGUUGUACUGGAAGAGCCAGGGUCAGUCUUUCCUCAGCCGAGUUCAGAUCUGGUUCCGUCUCCUCGACCCCUCUGUGCUGCUCUGCUCAGAUGCCCAGAUACAGAGGGCUCACUCUCUGAUGGGGGGCGAAGAGCGGAGGGGACAGGAUGCAGCUGCACAGACCCUCGCUCUCUCGUCCGUCCACGCUGGCUCCGGAGCCGUCCUUCCACUAGUUUUCCGUCCGGCAGCUUUGAUGCCAGUAUCUGCACCCUUGGUGGUUGCCAGUUUCUUACCUCACAGCAGCAUUAAACCAGCUCUGUUUUGGCAGUUGUUGCUGCAGAGUUACAAUGCUGGGUUCAACUAUGCAAACAGAAAUUCUUCAUCGGAGCAGCAGAGUAAGACGUCUCUGAAGCAGCUUCUGUUGAUCGCUGGAACUGUGUCGUACGCAACGUGUGCAGGGGCUCUUCCUCAAAUUUUCAUCAACCGUCUCGGUGUGAGGAGUGCACCCAUCCAGACGUUCUUCAGGUCCUUAUUACCAAUCCCGCUCUCAGCUGCUCUGGCCUUCUUCAGUGUCUCCACCAUCAGAAGUGGGGAGACAGAAGCAGGGAUCCAAGUGUUUGAUUCUAAUGGAAAUCCUGUCGGCAUCUCUAAAGCAGCAGGAGAAAAGGCUGUGAGGGAAACUGCGUUAUCGAGAGCAGCACUGUUUGGUACGACCGCCGCUGUUCCGAAUCUGCUCAUUUUCCUUUUAAGCAGAACGAGACUUUUCCAGAGGAACACUCUGCUCAUGGCUCCUUUCCGUCACAUUAGCAUCGCAUUCAUUCUGGGCCUGAUGAUCCCUUUGUCGUUCAGUCUCUAUCCACAGCUGGGAACGAUAAAGAAGGAAACGCUGGAGGAGGAACUACAGGCUGCAGCCGCCGACGGACACUUAUUCUAUCACAGAGGACUCUGAGCUGCAGUUGCACACAACAGAUACUAAAUUCACCACAAUUAACUCGAAAGCUUGAAAAUAAAUGUCUCGUGCAGCUGAAUAUUUCCAAUCCAUGCAACAGACCGGACAAUGAAAUGCAGCCUUUUCUCAGAUUCAUGUGGAAUAUUCAGUUAAAAAACACAUUUCAAGAAGCCAGACGACCAUUUCUGAUUGUAGAUGUAUUUAGUUAGAAUGUUCAAUGUUUUUAAUCGAUAGUAAAUGUUUCACCAGCUCAUGAAAAUACAUUUAGUUUUCAAACUUACAUAAGCUUUUCUAUGAAUUGCACUCUGUGUCCUAUCUGAAAUACUGAGGCACAAAAAUCAUGAUUUUGGCAACAUGGAAGAAAAUGUUGAUGUCAACAGUAAGACAACAUCUGUAAUGAAUUAAUUUAAAAAUAAAAAUGUGAACAGACAAACAGUGUGAUAGAAAUCACUGUAAAAUCUUUCUAUUUUAGAAAACACUGUUUGAAAAAGCCUCAUAACACAAUCUGCUUCUAUUUCAGUUGUGACACUACAGUCAACAAGAAGUGUGAUGUUUGGGAGUACAGAUGUGCACUGUGGUAGCAAACAUCUGGACAGCUCUAUCGAUGUACUGGCUGAAGAACUACCACACACUUAUUUGUGUCACCAGAACAUUUGAGACAAAUACUGUGGCUCCUGAUUGUCCAUCACUACUAAUGUUAAAAUGAUAAAACUGUCAUUAUCUUAUAUUUAUCUCUAAAUCAACAAAUACCAUGAAAAGACCUGAAUCAACUUUACGUAAGAAACGACUUCGACACACUGAAAUGUCAUGAUUCCUUUAAAAACAAUUCAAUUUGAGUUAAACUUCUUAGAACAUCUGGUCACUGUGGUUUUCACCCAGUGUGGCUCGUUCAUUUGUUCUAAUAGUUUGUCAUCGACAAUCAAUAAGAUAGAAUCACACUGUGAAGAUCUUGAUUCUCUCAUUUCAUGGGAUUUGUUGGCAGGAAGAAAAUAAAACAUUUUUAGAAGAA
This is a messenger RNA of Paralichthys olivaceus (Japanese flounder), 2108 nucleotides long. It is a transcript of the gene sfxn4, whose product is annotated as sideroflexin 4. Gene Ontology annotation, biological process: mitochondrial transmembrane transport; monoatomic ion transport. Gene Ontology annotation, cellular component: mitochondrial inner membrane. The record is from RefSeq and is a predicted model, not a curated record. NCBI's taxonomy places the organism in Eukaryota, Metazoa, Chordata, Actinopteri, Pleuronectiformes, Paralichthyidae. Gene Ontology annotation, molecular function: monoatomic ion transmembrane transporter activity.